Schistocerca cancellata (South American locust) is the source of this 7372-nucleotide messenger RNA. RefSeq lists its product as uncharacterized. The coding region runs from base 1 to 3351 and encodes 1116 amino acids. The transcript has 5 exons. Lineage: Eukaryota; Metazoa; Arthropoda; Insecta; Orthoptera; Acrididae. Gene Ontology annotation, cellular component: nucleus. The record is from RefSeq and is a predicted model, not a curated record.
AUGGCGUCCGCCGGCGGCCCGGCCAACCACUGCAAGGACUGCGGCCUCUACUUCGACAGCGUCAAGUCGCUGGACGUCCACCUGCACUACCACAAGGAGAACCUGCUCAGCAAGUGGGCCACCACGGCGACCGCCGCCGCCAGGGGCGUCCCCGCGGCCGGGGGCGGGGAGGAGGCCAACAACAACCACCACCAGCACCACGCCGGCACGUCGGCCAACAGCCGGCGGCGGAGGCCCGCGCAGCAGCAGCAGCAGCAGCAGCAGCAGCAGCAGUCGUCGUCGCCGGAGGAGAGCAAGGGAUCCCCCGGACCCGGGCCGCCGAGGCCGCCCUCCGGGGGCUACUACGCCCAGCAGGGCGCGCCUUCGCCCUUCGAGCCCUCGGCGGCAUCUCAGUUCGGCUUCGUGCCCGCGCAGUCGCCGUCCUCGGUCGGCGGAGCCUUCCACCCGGCACUGCACCCCGCCUUCUCUGGCGGCAGCGGGUCCCUGUUCCCCGGGCUGCCUCACCAGCAGCAGCAGCAGCAGGAGGCUUCCCCGGGUCCGGACCACUUCGUGCCGGGCGGUGGAGAAGUGGGCGUGUCGUCCUCGACUCCUCCGUCCGGCUCCGGACUGCGCUUCCACCCGUACCGCCAGCACGCGCCGCCCCCGCAGGCGGGCACGCCCCCGGCGCAGGCGAGGCCGCCGCCGCCCUCGUCGCCGGCGCAGUGCGAGCGCUGCGGCCACGUGUGCGAGAGCGACCGCGCGCUGGCCGACCACGUGGCCUCGGCGCACCCGCCCACGCCGUCCGUGGCCGGCCCCGCGGUGCCCGCCAACGGCGGCCCGGCCUCGACGUCCUCGGCGUCUGCGUCGGCGUCGCCGGCCCCGCAGCCUUCGCCUACCGACGUGGAGCGGCGCGCUCGUGAGGCGUCGCCGAGGCCCGCCAAGACGGAGGAGGAGGCCACGGCAGAGAUCCUCGACCUGGACUCUCACAAGGUGCACGUGUACGAGGGAGACGCUCCCCACGGGGUUCACGGGCUGCACCCCGGCUCCCUCUGGGGUGGCGCACACCACACGCAGCUGCUGCACCACAUGCCACACCAGCAGCACCACCAGCAGCAGCAGCAGUUGGUGAUGAUGGACGUGCACGGGCACGGCCACCCGCAGUUCCCACUGCAACAGCAACAGCUCACCUUCUUCCAGCCGCACCACUACCUCGAGCUGCAGCAGCAGCAGCAGCACCACCACCAGCAACAGCACCAGCACCAAGCACAGCACCAGCUGGCACAUCACCAGCAGCUCUUCCAACAGCCUCACCAGCCGCCACCGGGGAGUCCUCUGGGGACAGUUCCGCCUACCUCCCACGGUGCACCUACACCCCCGGCAGCUGCUACCGCCUCCUCCCCUGCGGCGGCCUCCGGCAGUUGGAAGGCGAACGAACUGCGCCGCCCUAAGACGUACAACUGCUCGGCAUGCAACAAGUGGUUCACCAGUUCGGGACACCUCAAGCGCCACUACAACACCACACUGCAUAAGAAUGCUGUCAAGCAGAGUGGGCAGCCUGAUCCUGCAGCGGCUUCUGGUACAACCAACCACCGCUCAGCUGCGUCCUCUCCGGCAUCUGCCCCCAGCCCCGGAGGCGGUGACGAUUCCUUUGGCAGCAGCAGUGGUGGUGGGCGCAUCACACCCCAGCAGCAGCCACCACCGGCUCCAGCAUUAGCUCAGGUGUCACCUCUUCAGCAGCAACAGCAGGCACCGCCCCCUCAACUACUAGGACAACCACCCCCAGUGGCUGGUGGAGGGGCGGGUCUUACACUCUUCCCACACCAGUUGCAUACCUUCCAGCAGCAGCAGCAGCAGCAGCAGCAGCAGCAGCAGCAGCAAUCGCAACAGCAAGUGGUGCCGGGGCUAGGGACGGACCAGUUCUACAAACCCCACAGCAAUGGUUGUGGACUCGACAUACCUCAGCAUUCCCAACAACAACAGACACAGCAGCAGCUGUACCAGCAACAGCAGCAGCACCUUCUUCAGCAACAGCUGUACCCCCAUCUGGCACAGCAUCACCCAAACGCGAACACCCCCCACGUUUCUUCGAGCCUGAGCGCCGCCGGACCAGUGCCGACGCUGAUCCCGCUGGCUCGGGGGCAGAGCCUGGCUUCUUCAGGCCUCCCUUCUGGUAGCAGUGACCUGGAAGGCCUGCGGCAGUACCACCCCUUUGACGGGUUGUUCUCACUGCCUGGCUUUGCACAGCUCCACCACCAGCCUACAUCCUUCGGGCAGCUGGUAGGAGCUGAAGGGAACGUGGGGGGGACCGAAACCACCACCGUUACUGCCAGUGCCGACGACAUCGGUGCUGACAUCGACGGCGAUAACGGCGACUUGGACGACUCGACUGCAGGGAAGGUCGGUACCUCCUUCUCUGGCAUCACAUCUAGUGGGUGCCAGCUGGACUUGCUCGAGACACCGUACGACGAGCACAAGUAUGUCACAGACGCGAUAGUUCCCGACCUGGGCAGUGAGAUAAAGUUCGAGUCUGAGGAAGUGACGAGCCCUCUGGAACUACCUCGGGGAGAUUUCGACCUCAAGGAGGAGUUGGGUUACGAGCGAGAGGUGAGAAGCCCUGCAGAACUUCCUCAGGUAGGGUUCAACCUUAAGCAGGAGUUAGGGUGCGACCUACCGUCACCGGUACAGACACCUUGUUCUACUGUGGAAGAAGCGGACAGCCAACAGUUGGAGCCACAGCCACUGCUCCUGAUGCUGACAGCUGCACCUUCUGUGGCAGCACUGGAAGCCAUCGGUGAGCGGAACCCGGUCAGUGCCCCGACGCCACCCCUGGCGAGGAGCGCACCGCCGAGACAACGGCGGCCCGAAACGGUCAGUGGCACGGCCGACUCCACGACGCCACCUGCACUGGACUCUUCUGCUCGCUCCGGUGCUUCGGGGUCCUUCGCCCACUCCACAGUGUCCGGUGGCCCCCAGCACAAGUGUUUCGAAUGCCGUAAGGUUUUCAACAAGGCGUGCUACCUCACCCAGCACAACAAGUCGUUUCACUCGGGUCACAAGCCUUUCAAGUGCAAUCGGUGUGGCAAGCGCUUUGCCACAGACGACCUGUACCAGGGGCACUGUUCCAAGCAUGCUGGGGAUAAACCGUACAAGUGUGAAUUGUGCCCGAAGCAGUUUAAUCACAAGACCGACCUGCGCCGCCACAUGUGCAUCCACACAGGUGACAAGCCGUAUGCGUGCCACGUGUGUGGAAAGGGCUUUAUCCGCAAGGACCACAUGCUCAAGCACUGUGAGACACACUGGCGCAGAGUCCCUGGAGCAGCUCAAGGUGUGUCUCCACGGCGCUAUGGUCAGGUUGUGGUUGCAGCACAAUAAAUCUAAAGAGCAGACACCCGCGCGUAGACUACAUUUACCUGGGACUACAGGUAUCGGACAUUGGGUGUAUGAUGAGGGCUGUCUGCCUCUGACCCCACAAUAUUUGGGAGCUAGAUUACCUUGAACACAAAGGUAUUCUGAAGCUUUUAACGUGUAUGAAAGUGGAUUACGGUCUUGGACAUUGUAAAUUAGCUUGUGUUCAUUAUCGUCAACGUGCAUCCUGCGUAGUAAUGGAUUUGUCUACAUAGAUUGCAAGGUUGUUGCAAAAAUCCUGCUGUGAUCAGAUGUGCAAAAGUAUAAAACUGCACAAGUGGUUUUUUCUUUUUUUUUUUUUUUUUUUUUUUUUUUUUUUUCUCUGAUGGAACAGCAUCUACUUUGAUAUGUGAGGAGAUAUAUCCUUCUAGUAACUUUACUGCCUGUAGGGCUCUUAUGUCUGAGGAAGAUUCUGCACACUGGUGUGGAAACUAAUGUUCCACUUAAGCAUGGGCAAGGUUAUACUUAAACUCUAGAUUUUGAUCCGGCUUGCUCACAAGCCAGUAUGUUCCUUGCUUCAUGAGGAGUUACAUACUGACAACAGCAUUUUCUGCUUGCUGUGGAUAAAUUGAUUUCACCUCAUCUGUUCAGCCGAUACAAUUGUAAAUAGUGUCUGCUACUCAGGUGGGACAUUGCGUUACCUUAGUUUGUACGAUCUAUGCUAUAAAUUGAGAGAAAACAUCUGUCAGGUAUGUGGUUAAUCCCCCAGUGGCAUAAUAGAUUGUGAACAUACCGUUUUUCUUGCUCAACUAGGAAAGUGUAUUACUCUGUAUCUUGAAGACAGUUGUGAAAUUAAUCAAAUAGAUACAAAAGUGAUGACUCACAAACAAUAUUGCUGGUGCCCUUUCCAUUCUGAUAAAAUCUUUGUGUGUGUGUGUGUAUGUAUGUGUGUGUGUGUGUGUGUGUGUGUGUGUGUGUGUGUGUGUGUGUGUGUGUGUGUGAGCGUGCGACCAGUGACAGAUUAUUUUGUGAUGCAACCAGACGUGUCGAGGACAGAAUCUUGACUUAGACUAUGAACUUGUGCAACUGUGACAACUAUAUGAAGUAAUGGUAACUCUAUAGUGAGUUUUCUAUUGUUCCUGUACAUGAGAUUUUCCUAAUAAGUAUAAGGAGUUCAGGCAGAAAACACACACUUUACAAGCUUGUUUUAAAGCUAACUUCUGACUCUAUGCUUUUUUUAAAGAAAUAACAGUAGGUGUAUACAUUCCACCUGUACAAAUUUUUCCUUUUUUGUUAAGAAUUGUGUGAAAUAAUUUUAUUACUAUUGUUCUGUUGCUAUGGAUACACACAUUUUUGAGAAAUAAUUUAUUUUUUAGCAUGUUCCCCUAUUUACCUGGGGUCACAUUAUUAUUAUAAUAUCCUUCACAGGAGGUACUGUUUUGUAAUUUAUGCUGAUGUAAAUUCUGCAGUUGGACAAUAUUGAUAGUUUUAGUAUAAUUCUGUUUAUUGUUAGUAUAUAUAUUUUUUACAAAGAGUGACAUUGUUUCCUGCUUCAUUGAGAGGCUUGUUGACAGUUUUGUGGGUUGUUCCUGGCCAGUAUCAGCUUGUAGUAGAGUCCUCCUUUCUUGUUAGUAGUUUGGACUGAUUGGCAAUGUUUUCCGUGAUAGAUGCUUUGAUGACGGCAGAGCUUUGUUCUGGGCUGAAGGGUGGGAAAAAGUUUCAUUGUGUGAUCUAGUGAUCUGGGUUGAGAACAAGUUUGCACAGUUAGGAAGAGCCCCUGCCUGUUGAUUAAUUGACCCACACUAGUUCAGAGCUGUCGUCCACAAUGACAUUUGUGGACGGGUGCCCAGCUUCCAUUGUGUAUUGUUCCUAUGUCGUGUUUAUUGUCAGAAUUAUACCAGUCACAGUUUUAUACUCAUUUUAUAGGGUCUUUAUUAUUGAGACUUAUGAAAAAGGCUUUUGUGCCAAUAUACCAGUGGGGGAGAAAAUUAGAGAAUAUAUUGACCUGGUGAGUACUUACUUCCUCCCAGGUAUUUACGAUUAAAAUUGUUUAUUAAUUAUAAAUUGAGAUUAUUUUCCAUUUCUAUAUUAAAGACACAAGGUUCCUGAAGAACAUCAGGGAUUUUAUUUGUAAUUUUUAUUGUUGUACAUAGCAUUAAAAAUAGAGGGUUUAUCAAUAAAAGUACAGAGUUUAGUGACAGUUUUUCUCUGUUUCCUUAAGAUUUCUUAAUAAGUUUAUCAGUAAUGUGUUUUUACACCUGGAAAAGGAUUACUGGGCCAAGGAAAUGCGAAGGUCCUCAAUGCUUUGAACAUGAAUGAGUGCACAGUUAGAGAAGCUUUGCUGACUAAAUUUCAACAACAAACUGAUCACUUCCUUAGUAAUUCUAAACUGUCUUUUGGAUCUUUAUUUUAAUUGAUAUUAGUAUUUAGUCUGGUUCUCCAUCCUAUAAAUUCAAAUUAGUUGAAUUGCUGCCCCAGCUCAUGGUGCUGUAAUGUCAGAUCAGCCUCUCUCCACAUAAUUGUCUGAAUUGAACAAUCAAUACACACUUCUUUGAAGGCCAGAGGGUGGUAGGGUAAUCAUUUCAAAGGAAUGUGGUCUGCUUAACCUCCUGAAUUCGCUUGCAAGACUUUAAAGAUAUAUUUCAGUAGAGGAGUAUGAACUUUUAACACUAAUUCAGGAACAAAGAGUGUCAGUGAUGGUAUAUUUCAGUGCACAGGGUGGUGUCCACAUUUAAAAUCAUUGUUUCACUUAAACAGUUUUGUCAAGCAGAUGAAGACAUGACCUCACAAAUGUUAGAUGGUUUUGUUCUGACCUGAUCUCUUGUCCAGAAGCAUGUUUUGUGAACAGGUCAGGUAAUCAGGCUGGCUGUGCAUAGCUACCCCUUCCCGUUCACCUUUCAGCAAUUGGCUUUCUGUCAUGUUCAGCCAGUACAUACAGUUCUCUGAAAAUAGUCUAUGCAGUUUCAGCAUUAACAUGAGGAAUGCUAUGGUGGGAGGUGGCAGGUCUCCUAUCUGCUUCUGAAUUAGUCUGUUCUGAUUCAUUUCUUUUCAUAUAAAGAGGCCCUGACAAGAUUCUAUUUUUUCUAGCAACAGUGGGGAGAUGAAUUUGAAUGUGACACGUAGCUGCUGUUCAAAAAUUUUCAUAACUUGCAGUACAACUAAUGAAAUAAACUUCCUAGUGCCUGUAAAUAUUACAUAUAUUUGUGCACUGAUUUUUCAGCUUGUACCGGAACAUGUUGGUGUCUUAUUUUUGAUGUAGACAAGUAAUUUCAAAUAGUUGGGAGUGGCAUCAUAUACCUGUUUCUACUAUACUAGUUUUGUAGCAUGCAAACAGACACAUUAUUUUGGAACUAUGACGAAUAAAAUGCUCAACUGAAAAUGAGCAUUCAAAUAUUACAUAUAGAAACGAAAACUACCUUGCUGUACAAUACUAGUUGCAUCAGGAAAGACACAAGAAACAUUAACAGGCUCCAGAAACUUUAUUUCACUAAAAUUCGACCUUUGUGUGAUCGUGAAAAUAGCUUAAAAAACAUGUGUCCAUCAUUCAUACUUACCUCUCCUCUUUUGCUCCUCGGUGCUGCGAUUCUGAGUAGUUGCUUUGUAUCAAAUUCUGAUUGUCCAGACCUUUUGCUUAGGAAUUUCGUAUUUCAGCUAGGUUUCUUCAUUUUUGUUGGUGUAUUUUUCAGUAAGGUGACAGGUCCAUCCACCAUGGGUUUUUCUUGGAGAAUUGCAGGUCAUUUCCAGACCCCCCCCAUACGCACACACACAUACAGGAGAUUGCGCAGAAAUUUACAUAAAAUCCUACAUUCCCAUGCUGUUUGGUUUUUUGUUUGGCCCAUCCCCUCUGUGGCACAAAGUGUGUCACCUGCUAUUCUACCUCGAUGCAUCCAAAGAUGACAUAUCUUAAUAGUAAUAAACAAUAAGAGGAAUUCAGUUUUAUAGCAAUACAAGAAUGAAAUGAAGAUGUUUAGUAGAUACAUUAAUGGUGAAACGAUAUUUUUUAUGUUUGAAAUCCUAAUGGUUAUAAUUAUAUUGUCAUUUUUUUGUA